Artibeus jamaicensis (Jamaican fruit-eating bat) is the source of this 3666-nucleotide messenger RNA. It is a transcript of the gene CREBL2, whose product is annotated as cAMP responsive element binding protein like 2. The record is from RefSeq and is a predicted model, not a curated record. Gene Ontology annotation, cellular component: nucleus. The transcript has 5 exons. Gene Ontology annotation, biological process: regulation of DNA-templated transcription. NCBI's taxonomy places the organism in Eukaryota, Metazoa, Chordata, Mammalia, Chiroptera, Phyllostomidae. Bases 258 to 707 code for a protein of 149 amino acids. Gene Ontology annotation, molecular function: DNA-binding transcription factor activity.
CCCGCAGCGCUGCUCCUCGCCCCAUUCCGGCCACGCGGGGAGGGGUCGGGUCACGUUCCGUUCCCCAGUUCCGCGACUCGGAGGCAGGUUUCGCUGGCGCCGCUGGGAGGAGCCGGGGCUGCCGGAGGAGGCGGCCGCGCGGCCUCCUUCCGCCCCCGAGCUACCGGCCCCCUACCCCUCUCCGCAGGGUCCUCGCCCCGGCUGCGCGCCUGCAGGCUGCGCCCCAACAGUUAACAUGCUCCAGGGUGCACAGUGGAAUGAAAGAGCUGGGAUCUGAGUGGCCUGUACUACACACCCAGGCAGAAUCAAGAUCACAGAGGCCUUGUGAGCCGUGCCAAAGGGGUCAGGCCUUACUCAAGGUGGUUGGAGGUAAAGUGAAGAAGCCCGGCAAACGUGGCCGAAAGCCCGCCAAAAUUGACUUGAAGGCAAAACUCGAGAGGAGCCGGCAGAGUGCAAGAGAAUGCCGGGCCAGGAAGAAACUGAGGUAUCAGUACUUGGAAGAAUUGGUGUCCAGUCGGGAAAGAGCCAUAUGUGCCCUCAGAGAGGAACUGGAAAUGUACAAGCAGUGGUGUAUGGCAAUGGACCAAGGAAAAAUCCCUUCUGAAAUAAAGGCCCUACUCACUGGAGAAGAGCAGAGCAAAUCUCAGCAGAACUUAAACAGGCACACGAAAGCUGGGAGAACAGACGCUAACAGCAAUUCCUGGUGAAGAUCAUAUAAAAUGAUAAGUCAGCAAUUGAAGUCAAUAUCCUGAUUCCUAUGAAGGAUGAAUGGACAAGAUUAUACUACUUGGUUCCAUUUACUACCUACUGCUCCAUAGUCAUCUCUGUAAAUCUGCAAUUUCUACCAAAUGUAUGAUCAUAGAUCUCAAAGGAUUUUGCUUUAACUUUUAACACUUAGAAAAUUUACAAACAUUCAAGACCUGUCCUGGUUGGUAUCGCCACCCAUGGCAUUUAAUAUGUUGCAAUGCUUGAAAACACAGGCUUAGAGAAAAAUGGGUAAAGAUUGUAUUUUUGCACCUUAACUCCACCUUGCUUUAUUGGUUAAUUUAUAUUCUUUCCAUGUAAUUGUAUGUGUAUGUGUGUUUAGGUGUCAUGUCCUGUCAUGUGUUUGAUUGCCCUACAAAGAGAAACCAAAUGGGCUGAUUACUGACUAAGUUCUUGGCCUUUAUGGACCUAAUCUUCUUUCUUUAUAUUUACUUGAGUAAUGUCUGUUUUCUACAUGAACCAUGAUUUCUCCUGUGAGCCAUUCCAGCAUAAGCUGUGAAUAUAUAUUAACAAAUAGAUACAUUUCUAUUUUUAUAAUCCAUAAUGACAUGCCUGUUUAAAUAAUGUACAUGUUAACAGUAUCUAUCAUGAAAGCCCUCAAGACAGCCUCUAUUUGGAAUUUUUAUUGCUGUCCUCUCAAACUGUACUUUAUAAAAAUUGGCUACAGCCCAGUUCAUGUUUGGAGAAUUAUCAGUCAAAUUUUAUUUUUAAGCAAGAAAUAAUCAUUUAGGCAUUUCAGCAGUGUACAUCAUCUUGACAACCUAAAGUGUGUAUGUCUGUGUGUUUCUAUCCUAUGUCUAUAUGUGUAUGUGGGGAGGACAGGAUUGAGUUUUCACACACAUUUCCUUGGGCAGUCAACUAGGAAAAUUUUUCUGAAGAAAAUAGAGUAACUUUAGCUGCUGAGAUUGAGUUUCUGCCUCAGGAGACCUGGAUUAAAAUGAACAAAUUGCUGGUAGAUCUAAUGGCUAUAGCUGUAACCAGAACACUUAGUUUCUUCCCUAACCCACGUUUCCUUAUGAAUGUGUUCUGAGCCAGAAAGAAACACACUGUAGGUGUGUGUCUGGUUCAUCCCCGGCGAUGCCUCCACUCUGGAGUGAAACACUGGAGCUACAGUUAUGCACAGCACCACAGCGGGGAGGUGCAGAGGGCAGAGUAGUCUUUUCCAGUUCUCGCUGCAGCUGCAUUUACUGUCUUCCUGGCCUCCCGAUGGCAUGAUGGUUGAGGAAUCCAGCUCAUAGUAUGAAACACUAAAAUAGACCCCAGGAGCCUUUUGAUUUCCCCUUUGAGACCCCCCUCUUUUCUUUCCCAUAGUUAAAUCAGGAGAUAUGUUCCCUAUUGCUGCUAAAUUAUAGUGGUCCUUGGCUCUCAUGAAGCAAAUAUUCGACUUCCAAACAAAGUAUGUUCUGCUAUGAAAUGGUAGCGUUUGAGGAGGCAUCAUAGGAUACAUUGUCCGUGAGGUGCAACAUGAGAUGGGCCUCGUAGUUUCAGAUUACAAGGUACUUCCCCAAGCCUUUCUCUUAGGCUGUGCAUUUGAAUGAAGUGCCUCCCGUGCUUAGGUUGCAAACGCGGAUCUCUAGUCCAGUCCUGCAUGACUACUGAUGUACCACUAGCCCAGACUGUUGGGUCUCUCUGUGUUUUGGUGGAUGGGGGAAUAAGAGUAUUUAAUGUCUUUUUAGGAUAACAAAUACAGAUAAAGGAUUGUUAAUAUUUAGGCCUUUAGAAUUUCAGCUUUUUAAAUGUAGCAUUCAGAUUGUAAUGGGUCUGUUUUGCCUUCUGGUCUACUCAAAUGUAUAUUUUUUAUUUUGCAAAACAGCCCAAGAUGUAUUGUAUGUUACUAUGUUCAGUACCUUUUGAAUUCCCCAGAAGAGUUGUUGUCAAAGCAAACAUUCCAAAAUGAAUGUGGCUCUUCAAUGUAAUGUCUCCAUUGUGCUUGAAGUAUUUCUUCUCUUUUUAUAAUUUUAAAUUACAGGGUUAUUUAUCUGAGCUAUAUCCUCCACCUCCAGCAUCUUUACAAGAGCAGUGACUUUGUUCUCUGCUCAAAACCUAUCUAUUUGGUUUUUGCAGUAGAUCGAAACCAAGAGAAAGCGCCUCGGUUUUAAAAAGGAAUGUGAUUGCUUUGAGUGUUGUGCUCACUGCACGCUUUGGCCACUUGAAGCAUGUCCAUAAAUGUCACUGAUGAAAACAGCCAGUUUCUUUCCCCAUUUCAGUUCAGGAGCAGCGUACUGAAAUCCCAGCAUCUCUCACUUACCUGUCCUGGCAGGCCGAGGGUGAGAGUCAGUGAGCUCAGUCUCCCUGGGUCAGUGCUGCUCUCCUUGCUCUCUGAGUGACAGUAAUGUUUUCUUCUUAACCUAAAGAGAGGAAGGCAAGGGGAAACUCUGUGUAUUUAGCCCAGUCAUAAUCCGUCAUUAAUGUAGCACAGACCUGCCAUAUAUUAGAGCAACUGAACAUGAUACGGAAUAAGUUUGACCAGGUCAAGUUUUAGGAUAUGGUUGAAGUUCUUAAAUUUUUUUCUAUUUUAUCUAAAAUCUUUCUGUUGUAUUCCAGUCUGAAUCUAUCUUAUUGCAGCAAAUUCAUAUCACCGUUUACCAGCUAAUUGGCAGUAUUUAUCAGCUUUACCAUGUAGCAUUUUCUUUUAUUAUUUUUGAAUUAUAAUAGAUUUAAUUUGGCUUAUUACAAAAGUAUAGGCCUAAUUGGACUUGCCUUUAGUUAAAAUAAAGGGAAAUAUAAACGCUACCUUUCCCAAGAAAUCAGUUGCUUAUUAUCAAUUAAUAUAUUUAGUUUUAAGGGAGUGGAAAAUUACUGUUAAACCACAUGGUAUUUGGGGGCAUUGAAAGGUUUUUUCUUUCUCUGAAGAGCAUUGUACAAUUAUAUUUUUAUGAAAAAUAAAAUAUCUUCACCAGA